Molecule: messenger RNA, 6503 nt
Organism: Amphiprion ocellaris (clown anemonefish)
Lineage: Eukaryota; Metazoa; Chordata; Actinopteri; Pomacentridae
Gene: pde11al
Product: phosphodiesterase 11a, like
Exons: 20
Coding region: 319-3132 (937 amino acids)
Biological process (GO): signal transduction
Molecular function (GO): protein binding; 3',5'-cyclic-nucleotide phosphodiesterase activity
Source: RefSeq, a predicted model, not a curated record
CGUGCUUUUCUGCACCUCUGCAUACUAUUGAACAGAACCCCCCCCCAGAGAGCAGCUCCAUCUCUGGUUUGACUGACAGCUGUAGCUCCUCUCUCGGGCGUCAUCACUUCGCUCUCAGAUAAAGUGGAUCUUGACCACUUCUGCUCCCAGUGUUUCAGGGAUGAAUGCGCAAUGGACUGACUCCUACUAGGGAUGAAGGAGCAACUGCUUUGAGGACAUCUCUUCUCUGAGAAGCUCGGCUGCAGCCCCCUCACCCUCUCAUCCACUCGCCUAAACUCUUGUUCCAUCACAUUUCAGAGUCCCCUUCCAGCCUUCACCAUGACUGCGUUCGACUUCUCGGAUAUAGAGGCGUUUCUGGACUGCCACCCGGACCUGUUUGAGGAGUACCUGGUUCGGAAAGCCAAAUGUGACCAGGUGAGCAGGUGGCUGAAGGAGCAUCAGCCGUCGAAAGUGUCCACGGCGGAGAAACGCGGCGCCGCCACGGACCCGCUCUGGCCGACCAACGCCGACGGGCUCCGGCGCAGAUCGUCCCACAUGGAGCUGCGGCGGAACUUCGCCCGGUCCAAAGCCACCACCGCGCACCGCACCUACGACGAGCAUGUGAGCCUCAGCGAACACGAGUCCCAGUCCAGCAUGAGGCGCCGUGCGCUCCUGCGCAAAGCCAGCUCCCUGCCUCCGACCACGGCGCACAUCCUGAGCGCCCUGUUGGAGUCCCGGGUCAACGUGCCCCAGUACGCGUCCAGCGCCAUCGACUACAAAUACAGACUCAAAGAAACCAACGAGAGGGAGUUUUUCUUGGAGUUAGUGAAGGACAUCUCCAAUGAUCUGGACCUGACAAAUCUGAGUUAUAAGAUCCUGAUCAACGUGUGUAUCCUGGUGGAUGCGGACAGGUGCUCGCUUUUCCUGGUUGAGGGACCCGCUCACAAGAGGACUCUGGUGUCCAAGUUCUUUGAUGUGCACUCGGGCACCACAGUCAGACCAUCAUCCAGCACCCUGAACUCCAAUGAGGUGCAGGUGCCAUGGGGGAAAGGCAUCAUAGGAUAUGUGGCAGAGCAUGGAGAGACUGUAAACAUCUCAAAUGCAUAUGAGGAUCACCGCUUCAGCGAUGAGAUUGACAAGUUAACCGGCUACAAGACUCAGUCCAUCCUCUGCAUGGCCAUCUGCAACAGUGAUGGAGAAGUUAUUGGGGUUGUCCAAGCGAUAAAUAAAAACCCAAUAGGCACCCCGUUUACUGAGGAUGAUGAGAAGGUGCUGCAGAUGUAUCUACCAUUCUGUGGAAUAUCGAUUUCUAACGCCAAGUUAUUCUCAGAGUCCCGCAAGGAGUAUGAAAGGAGUCGGGCUUUGCUAGAGGUGGUCAAUGACCUGUUUGAGGAGCAGACCGACCUGGAGAAGAUUGUCAGGAAGAUCAUGCAGCGAGCGUUGACCUUACUACAGUGUGAACGCUGCUCUGUGCUUCUUCUGGAGGACAUCGAUUCACCUGUGGUGAAGUUCUCCAAGACGUUUGAGCUCAUGUCUCCUUUGUGCAACAUUGACCGAGAUAUCAGCAUGGAGAAGUUAUCCUGCUCCGACUGGCUGAUCAAUAACAGCAUUGCUGAGCUGGUGGCUUCCACAGGACUGCCUGUUAACAUCAGCGAUGUGUGUCAGGACCCACGCUUUGAUGCUGAGGCAGAUCAGGCCUCAGGCUUCCACAUCAGAUCAGUGUUGUGUGUCCCCAUCUGGAAUCGAACCCACCAGAUAAUCGGAGUCGCACAGAUUCUGAACCGCCUGGACAGGAAGACUUUCAAUGAUGCAGAUCAGAGACUGUUUGAGGCAUUUGUGAUAUUCUGUGGGCUUGGAAUCAAUAACACUAUGAUGUACAAUCAAGUCAAGAAGACAUGGGCCAAACAGUCUGUAGCACUGGAUAUGUUGUCCUACCAUGCUACCUGCUCCAAGGUGGAAGUUGAUAGACUUAAGGCUGCCAAGAUCCCCCUGAGCAGUGAGUUAGGCAUCGAUGAGUUUCACUUCAACGACUUCUCUCUGGACAAUGACGCAAUGAUCACCGCAUCGCUCAGGAUGUUUCUGGAACUUGGUGUCGUCCAAAAGUUUAAAAUAGACUAUGAGGUUUUGUGCCGCUGGCUUCUGACUGUGAGGAAGAACUAUCGAACCGUUGCUUAUCAUAACUGGAGACACGCUUUUAAUGUGUCGCAGUGCAUGUUCGUAAUGAUCACAACAGCCAGUUUCCAGGAUGUCCUGUCAGAGGCAGAGAUUCUGGCUCUGAUGGUCGGCUGUUUGUGCCAUGACUUGGACCAUCGGGGCACCAACAAUGCAUUUCAAGCCAAGACAGGCUCCGCUCUGGCUUUGCUUUAUGGAACAUCAGCCACUCUGGAGCAUCAUCACUUCAACCAUGCAGUCAUGAUCCUGCAAAGUGAGGGUCACAAUAUCUUUGCAAACCUCUGCUCUAAGGAGUAUAGCAACAUGAUGCAACUAUUGAAGCAGGCUAUUCUCUCCACAGACCUUACUUUGCACUUUGAGCGCAGAACCAAGUUCUUUGAGUGUGUUCUGUCUGGAGAAUUCAGCUGGACAGAUGAAGGACACAGAGAAGUUCUCAGGUCUAUGCUGAUGACAGCCUGUGAUCUGGGCGCUGUCACUCGACCAUGGAAGAUAUCCAAACAGGUGGCAGAGCUGGUGACGAGUGAAUUCUUUGAACAAGGUGACAGAGAGAGGUCUGAGCUUAAAUUAACCCCAGCAGCCAUCUUUGACCGCAAUCGCAAAGACGAACUACCUGCCUUACAGCUAGAAUGGAUCGAUGGGAUCUGUAAACCUCUUUACCAGGCGCUGCUGAAGCUCAAUAGGAAAUUACAGCCAAUGAUGGACGGGAUAGAUGCCAAUCGACAGAAGUGGCAGGACCUCAGCUCAUCCUAUCAGCAGACACGUAGAGCCUCAGUGUCCAACCCGAGUACUGAACCAGGUCAGAAGUUCAGUGAAGAUACAGAAACCAGCGAACGCCCCAAGACUGCAGCGACUGUGAAACUAGAUGAAAACAACAAGAUGAAGUCUAAAUGCAGGCAGGAUCUAAAGUGGAGAUUAAACAAACAACCCUGCGAUGAUGAAGCAGCAUCGGCUGGUAAUGUAACACCUGCAGGAAAUAAAUAAGGCAAGCUCAGUGUUAAGGUUUACCCAUAAAAUGGCACACAUGGGACUCCUCAAAUGCCCUGUGAUUUUCUUACACAUGCACUACCUGACACUAUCUGGGUAAGUGAAAUGCAGUUUUCAUCUGCAGCGCAUAUUGCUUCUGCUAAGCAUCACUGUAUUAAACUCAGGGGUGGGAUUGAUUCCCCUCGGUCAACCUCUAAAGGGUAGUUUCCCUGUUUGUGUGUAUCUGAAAGCUGUUUGUCAAUGACAUGAAUCAGAACAAGAGACUUUUUAAAACCAAAGAGGGCCACUAAUUACUGUAUUGUUUUUACUGGUAACUGUCCUAAAAUCACAAGCCCACAUUGGAAUGCCUUUACACAACAAAAAGGAAUCACUGUGACACGUCACAUAAAUUGCCAUUAUGAAUGUAGACUGGAGCACGAUCUUGUUCCUGAAUGUUGUUUUCAGUGUUUAUAGGUUAACUGAGCUGUUUCGCCACCAGCUUGUUCUGUGCAUUGCAUGUAUAUAUCAUAUCAAAACUAUACAUUGCUACACUUUCAUUUUAAUUUAAAACUGUCAGAAAAGUGGUAAAUGAUCAUCAUUGUUGUACUGAUUCUGUAAAGAAGGUCACUGAUAAAAUGCAGACUCCAUAGGCUGAUUUUGUGUUUGAGCGUGCUUACACAGAGGAAUAUAAAUGGUUUGAAACCGUGUCAUGGGUUUGAAACAAACUUUUUAGACAAGCAGAAUAGGUUUUUGUAACAUACUGUAAUUCUUUGUGACUAACCCGAGUGAGACAAACACAUGAAUGUGUGUCUGCGUUUGUAUGCUCUGUUCAAAGUCAGAUCUACUUUCUCUUUACAUGGGCCCACAUGUAACUCUAACAGUUAUUUCUACGUAGUCUGACUCACCGAACGCAGACUUCAGAUAUAAGUCUACCACUUUUUCCAUACAUUUCAUGCAGCUUUUUCCACCCCUUCUGCUAUCUGCGUGUAACGGCUUUAAAAAUUUCCUUAUCUUUAGGAAACAACAACAACAACCUCUGAGCAGCAACCUAUGUUGAAAAUCUCAAUUUUUACUGAGGAUUUGGAUAGCACAAUAGGUUGCUGUGAGGCUCUUUUGCUGAAUCAGCCAUUUUAACAAUAGUGCCCGCCUACAACAGGCAAAUGUUCAACCAAAACAAUUUCCCUGCCACUAUUUUGAGGGGACACAGUUGCUGCAUCUUGGUCUUAGCUAAGCCCAAGAUGACUGUAAUUAAUUCAGAGAAAUACAAACAAGCCAGAGCAUUUCCACCCUAGAACAGAAUGAUGAUAAGGACCAUUCUGUGCUGCAGAAUGGUCCAACUAUAUGAGACUAGGAUCAUUGCUAAAAAAAACAACAACAGCAACAAAAAAACAAGAUAAUGCUGCUCUUUUCUUUGGUAUGUCAUGAUCAAUUAUUAUUAGUUUAUUGAGUCAUAUAAUAUUUAGUAUUUGCAGACACUGUUUUCCUAGAUAAGUUUUGUAGAUUAGUUGGAGUACCUGUUGUGCCACCAGGUAGAGCCUCUAACUGGAUGAUGGCCAUAGAAGGCGGCUCUUGAUCAAGUAAAGAAGCACUGUGAUAAAGACUUGAUAAUGAUAUGAGACUUAUUAACAUCAGCCAAACUGAGAUUAACUACUGCAGCGUUCCUACAGGUUAGUGGUACACCUAUUUGCCAUUUUUAUAUUUUCUUUAUCACACUUCUGUGUGAUAAAGGAUCAAAAUGAAGAAUCAGUUAUGGGCUUAUCCUGAAAGAGAUCAGUUAAAGGUUCCUGUGGUCGGUCACCAACCCAAUCUAAAAAUUAAAUCCUCACUAUAACACUGAGCCUUACUUUUGCCCACAUAUCAGCAGAAACCCCCAUCCUAGUGAGGACAUAAACAGGAUCUUUCCUUUAUGCUCUUUAGUAAAGUUUUACCACAAAGUUAGUCUUGCAUAGCCAGACUUAUCUCCACAGCACCAUGUCGGGGCGUAGAAUGGCCUGGUUGCACCUCAUAAUAAUUUUACUGUCUAUCAUUUAACUCUCCUACUACUGUAUUUCUUUAAACCAAUCACAAUUUUUUGGGUUGGUUAACCCUAAGAUGCAAUGUUGGGAAAAUUGUUUUAGUAGAACAUUCACACGCAGAGAGACACCAAGACAUAACCCAGACAAAAACACGGAUAAUUCACUAAAAGAACCAAGCCGGUCAAACUGCUGGGAGGUUGUUGCUGUUGUUCCUUACAGUGGCAAAGUGAGUUUUGAAAACAGUGACACAGAUAGCAGAAGGGAAGGAGAAAGCAGUAUGAAAUGUCUAACAGAGAAGGCUAGCUUAUACCUAAACUCUACAUCCAGUGAGCAUGAGUAUUAAGAAGCUAACAGCAAGGCUUCUGAAAACCAGCCCCAAGAUCACUUUACAGAAAAAAUGCUUUAACGAGGUUCAUUUGCAUGUUGAAGACAGUUAAGGUGGCCCUGGCAAUGGUAACUAUAUCUGAUUUGCAACUGUAACGUGAUAACAGAAUUUAGGAACACUAAUGCAUCACCUCACUGUCAUACAAACAAAUGUAAUUUGGUAACAGUACUGCACUACCCAAACGAAGUUGCUAGGCAACCUCCGAGUUGUGGUUGAUGCACUGGCUGAGCAAAGUUAUGCUAAUUUUCCUGUUCACUGUGUCUUUAAACUUCACACAGCAGCAUGAAAAACAUCCAUGAGUCUGUUUCACUCUGGGUCAGAAGGAAAACUUCUCAGAAAACUGAACUAUGCCUUUAGAAAAUUUCUGUAUUGUGUAUAUGUAAUAUGUAAAAAUACCUAAAUAGAGAUCUUAACAUUUUCGUAAAGCAGGAUGUGUACGUAUGCAUCCAUUUGUUUGCUGAUGCAUGACGAUUAUGUUGAAACUGCAUGCAUCAUGUGUGAUGUUGACACUGGACAUUAUCUCGAUGCCUUCGACUGCCCUAUGAGAUUUGCUUUGCAUGAAAGUACUGUCGUUUCAAAAGUGUUGUUAUGUAAGAAUAUUGUUACUGCACUGUUGUUGCUGAGAAAAGAAACAGAUUUCUAUUUUCAAUCACAGACUGUACCAAAAUUAUACAUUUAUUAUUUUUCAUACACCAGGCUCUAUAUUUAUAAUUCUCCCCUAAAAAUACAUUCUUAGAGAGGACAAAAAAGCACUUGAGUUAAGAUAGAAGCGAGAGGCAAGACUCCACAUGGUAUUGUGAAUAAAAUGCUGUGGCAUUUGUUGUUAUGAAGUCAUGUAAUGGUUAUUGUUCAGUUAUGGAGAAAACAGAGGAUACCUGACAAAACUGUGACAUAAAUAUAUGGAUGCAUAAGGAAAAAGAUCCAUCAUGGUGUGAAUACACUGAACUGUCACAAAGUUAUCGACAAAAUAAAUAAAAUACAUGAAUGAA